AUGCCGCCCAUGAUGCACCACAUGGCCGAUAGCGGCAAGAGAUUGAACGAGGUGUGCCGAGAUUACAGAAUGACGGGCCGCUGCUCGCGUGGAUCGCGCUGCAUCUACAUUCAUGCCAUGGAAGAACCUCUGGAGAAGCGCGAGCUCUGCCGCGAUUUCUCUCGCGGCUACUGCGCGCGCGGUGAUCUCUGCCCCUACUCGCAUCGGAUGGUGGACGACGCCCCACGAGACGUGUGCCGCGACUUCAUGCGAGGGCUCUGCACGCGUGGCUCUCGAUGCCCCUACAUGCACAUCGGCCUCAUGCCAGCGCCGCCGCCAUUUCUCUUCCCACCACCCAUCUGUCCCUACCUUCACGUCGUCCUCACGGACAAGGACAGCGAAUUGGCCGCUGGCGGCAAGAGAAAGAGGGAGGACGGUGAAGACGACGAUGACGAUGACAAGGACGACUACGUGGACGUCGACGAGCUCGACAAGAUCAACAGGCACCUGCGAAGCGACAACAAGGUGAUCCGCGAGGAGAACAAGAUGCUGCGCGAGGAGAACCUCCGGUUCCGCGAGGACAACAUCCGGCUGCGCAAGCUCAUCGAGGAGAACAAGAAGGACCACAGACAACACUCGCCCGAGCUCAACGCCGCCUCUCCGCUGUGA
This is a messenger RNA of Acanthamoeba castellanii str. Neff, 648 nucleotides long. Its product is annotated as zinc finger domain containing protein. NCBI's taxonomy places the organism in Eukaryota, Discosea, Longamoebia, Acanthamoebidae. The coding region runs from base 1 to 648 and encodes 215 amino acids. The record is from RefSeq and is a predicted model, not a curated record. Gene Ontology annotation, molecular function: metal ion binding. The transcript is spliced from 2 exons.